AUUGAGCUUUUUUAUGCCUUUGCAGCUGUGUGUGUUGAUUGAUCACACACACAUAUAUAUAUAUACACACACACACACACACCCACACACAUAAAAUAAUUUACACACACAAUCACACAUUCUUCUCGGAUUAUAGCAGAAUGUAUGCGUAGAGGUGGAGAGAGAUGGGGGAAUUCAGCGUGAGAAUAAAGUGUAGAGCGAUGGAGGAAGAUAUGCGGUUGAAUUUCAACAAAAAGAGGAAGGUUUACUCUGAGCUUGAGAAUGAGAGCUGCGGCGAGGCGGAAUUGGCGGAGGAUUCGCCGUCGCCGGCGGCGUCGAGGACUUCCAGCUGCUCUAAGCGUGAGGACUCAAACGACGUCGUGAAGAUGAGUCCGACUUCGCCAGAUCUGGAGAAUGCUGAUUCGCACUCCGAGGGUUUCGUAACGGAAAUUUCCGCCUCCACCGGUCGCGUUUUCAGUAGAGAGGCGACUCCAACCAGCGAGCUUUGCGGAGACUCGGAGCAUGUUUCGCCGCCGCCUACGUCAAGGAAAAAAUCAACGAAUCUCCGCCGUAAAACACCAAAUUCCGCGGCGGACAGCAUGCCAUCGGCGGCGGAGCUGGAGGCAUUUUUCGCAGCGGCGGAAAAGUACGAGCAGAAACGAUUCUCUGAAAAGUACAACUAUGAUAUUGUAAAGGACGUGCCAUUGGAGGGCAAGUAUCAGUGGGUUCGUUUACUGCCUUAAAUGAAACCACAACCAAAACAAGAAACAAGGCAUCUUAUGAUUUCCUCUUCUCUAUUUUUGUGGGGUUAGAUUGAAUUAAUUUGAGAGGGGAUUCGACAUUUUCUAACACCGAAAUCAUUCUGGCUGGAUAUGUAUAGCAAUUUCCCAAAAUCAUGUAAAGAAGCUAGAGUUCUCUUAAUGAAAAAUCGAGUACGAUAAUAGCCUUUCCAUUUUUCUAUUUUUCCCAAGUGGCGAAAUUUGGGAUGAUUUCUUUUGUCAGAGUUUGAUGAUACUGAUGUGGUGGGUAGGACGGUAUUAAUUAAUUUGGUUUUGUUA
Molecule: messenger RNA, 1037 nt
Organism: Salvia hispanica
Lineage: Eukaryota; Viridiplantae; Streptophyta; Magnoliopsida; Lamiales; Lamiaceae
Product: cyclin-dependent kinase inhibitor 7-like
Biological process (GO): negative regulation of cyclin-dependent protein serine/threonine kinase activity
Cellular component (GO): nucleus
Molecular function (GO): cyclin-dependent protein serine/threonine kinase inhibitor activity
Source: RefSeq, a predicted model, not a curated record